AUGGCGGCUACUCCAAAUCCAUGGUUCCUGCUGAACCAUGUUAGUUACGAACAAUUGCAAAAGCUGGGAAAGGCAAUGUGGAACUGGGACAUCUGCGACACAUGCACUGGCGACGCGACGUGCAAUCAGGCAAAAUGCCCAUGGAGUAGAGCAGAACGUCUUGACGCAUUUUGGAAUCGAUACAAGGCUCUCACGGCUGCAUAUGUGCCGGAAGACACGAAUGGCUCAUCUCCAGCCUUGUCGUCACAUGACGAUCUCCUCCGACUCAUCCAGGCUAUCCAAAACGACCCAGAUCUGGACCGAGAAAGCAUCGUCAAAUCUCAUUUCUCAAUCCCAAACUCUAACAGGAAAGUUUGUACAAAUCCCAUUGAUCAAGAUCGGGUGGUGAACAUAGCAGCCAGUGUUCUGUUCAUGACCAACUGUGGAACAUCGCUCGACUGCGCGGAUAUCCUCGAGGAAGGCGGUCCAUCCAUCUCGUGGCGCCGCGGUUUGACCGUCACAGAGUUCAUUUCGGAAGCAUUUCCACGUGAGAGUGUUGGUUUUCUAGAACACAGCUUGGGAGAUACCAGGUUAUCCGACUUCCUGGACGCGUUGACUGCUAGUAAACUGGUGAAGGCAGGGUUCAAAUUUGAACCGACUGAUGAUCUGCGCGGCCAUUUGACCAUGGAUUACAGUGGAAAGAGAAAGAUCGUCCGGGUCUUCCAUUGUUCUGCUGUGCUGAAGGAGAUGUUACUAGCAAGCCGUCCGGAUGGAAGUCGUUGUUUGAUCCCACGAUUACUCGCAUUGGAAGUGUUGGACACGCUGUACUGCAUUCUGUUUAAAGACGAUGCAUCUGAAGCACUCGUACCAAAAUACGAUUUGGACCCGGAUUUGAUGCAAUGUGGCGUAUCUCGAUACCGACGGAAGGAUGAACCAAAAGUCGACUAUACCUACUUUGGUACCCGUUUGAAGGAAAUCUACGACGAGAUACAGCAUCCAAGCCCUCGUCGCGAUUGGGAGAAUUGGGUCCAAAAGUAUAGUGCGCAAAGGCACAUGCUAAUGGCAACAAUGAUUGGUGUCUUCAUUGCGGUAGUCAUUGGGAUCCUAAGCCUCGGAAUCUCCGGCUUCCAGGCUUAUGUCUCGUACCAGCAGUGGAAGCACCCUGUGAAGGAUUCAUAG
Alternaria arborescens is the source of this 1158-nucleotide messenger RNA. RefSeq lists its product as hypothetical. The transcript has a single exon. NCBI's taxonomy places the organism in Eukaryota, Fungi, Ascomycota, Dothideomycetes, Pleosporales, Pleosporaceae. The coding region runs from base 1 to 1158 and encodes 385 amino acids. The record is from RefSeq and is a predicted model, not a curated record.